CCUUUGACAGUUGUUCAAUACGCGAUGCGGAAAAAUGUCAAAAUAUGCUGAAAUAUGACGGAUCCGUGGGUGGUUCGCGAUGGUGAAAAUUCCAUAAACUCGGAAUUAACGGUCGAUUCGGAAGCUGAAAAUACAAACGGAGUUGGUUUCGAGGACGAUUUCACGUCAACUGAACGUAAUUCAUCUGCGAAUCAAAUACAAAAUUUGCCGGACUCGCAACAAUAUUUGGAAUCGCUCGAAAAGAAACUGAAACGGUUGAAACGGGAUCCUAACAUUCUGCGGCAAUUGGCGGCCAAGCGGGAGGAGUUUAUCGGCAACCUCCUGAACGAUAAUCUGUUCAUCAACCGAGAUGACGAGCUCGCACUAGACGCUCCCAUUGUCACGGGAGAGUCUGCAGUGCAUGAAAUCUAUCGUCACCUGAGACCGGUGCAACCUUUGAACGUUGGCGAGACAGUUAACAUUGUGCAUUACGAUCAGCUGGAGGAGCAACGCGUCCAGGACGAAGGAUUGUCGGAGGACAGUGAAACAGCAAGUCGAUAGGGAGUUAGGGGCAGUAUAGGCAAUAUAAGGACUUCUAAAUUUAUGGAUUCGCAAUUUGGAGAAGUUUUCAUAUUCUUAACAAAAUUGGCAUGGCGAUGUCGAGUUACAAUUCCUGUUUUCGUUACUGCAGUUCUAAUGGCUAUGGACAUUCGAUUACAGGUUGAAAUUAAUAUACAA
Hermetia illucens (black soldier fly) is the source of this 717-nucleotide messenger RNA. RefSeq lists its product as uncharacterized. Gene Ontology annotation, biological process: cilium organization. Lineage: Eukaryota; Metazoa; Arthropoda; Insecta; Diptera; Stratiomyidae. The coding region runs from base 55 to 540 and encodes 161 amino acids. The record is from RefSeq and is a predicted model, not a curated record. The transcript is spliced from 3 exons.